Branchiostoma belcheri (Belcher's lancelet) is the source of this 2718-nucleotide messenger RNA. RefSeq names its product gliomedin-like. Gene Ontology annotation, biological process: signal transduction. Lineage: Eukaryota; Metazoa; Chordata; Leptocardii; Amphioxiformes; Branchiostomatidae. The record is from RefSeq and is a predicted model, not a curated record. The transcript is spliced from 8 exons. Bases 220 to 2148 code for a protein of 642 amino acids.
CGAGUCAGUACUCCCGUAACCACGCUUUAACCAGGUCUGUGAGAGCGGCCCGGAGUCUAUCACUGAGUGUUAGCAGUCUAUCAAGUCAUCUGUAUCGGGUGGUUAGGUUCUAACGAGUGUUUGAUUGAGAGGUUGAGGUUUUGUUGUUGUCGUCACACGUUCCUGCCGACCGUCCCUGGGAGAGAGGGCUUCCCUGCGGCAGGUAGACCGGGCGCCAAGAUGGCGGGAGCCGAGAGGGACUACGUCCGCGGAUCGUCGCUGGCGGUGGCGGUGAAGAUUCUGUUCGUGCUGGUGUUGUCGCUCGCCCUGGCGGCGCUGUGCGGGUUUUACUUGUGUUUCGCGCAGAUUGCGGAGCUGAGGACGCGGUUAGAGGAGACGCCGUGCGCGUGCGGGGACGUGGCGGGGGCGGGAGGCGUGCGCGAGCCGCCGCCGGGGGGAGCGAGCCUCCGUUCGGACCGCAGGGCAGUCCCUGACGACACAGACGACAUUUACCUCAGGAGACGGACGCGGCGGCGAAGAGACGGAAUGGGCAUGGACAUGGACACUACCGGAUCCUACCUGUGGAUUCCUGCGUACUCUAGAAUACCGGUGGAUGUUCUAACAAGCUUCUGUAACAAAACCAGAGAGUUCUGUCCUCCAGGUUUACCGGGACCACAAGGAUUGCCGGGUACAGACGGGCCGGCUGGUCCCGCUGGCCCGGCAGGCCAACCCGGUUUACCCGGCGAGCCCGGCCCGAUAGGCGAGCCCGGGCCUCCCGGUAACAUGGGCCCGCCCGGCCUUCCCGGGGACCCCGGCAGCGGAGCAACAGAGGCGUUUGUUCCGGUCCCGGGGCCGCCAGGGAAGCCCGGGAUUAUCGGGCCGCCAGGGCCACAGGGCCCGCCGGGCCAGAAAGGCGAAGGCGGGCUGGACGGAGAGAAGGGGUCGGUCGGUGCGCCUGGGAAGCCUGGGGUGGACGGACUGCCCGGACUGGACGGUCUGCCCGGCGCACCCGGACCGAUGGGACCUCCUGGUCUCCCCGGGGAGGACGGGCGACCUGGGCCGAAGGGAAACGUGGGGCCUGAAGGGCCGCGAGGGAAGAGAGGAGACACAGGAUUUCCAGGCAUGUUUGGGCCGAAGGGCGACAAGGGAGCUCAGGGACUCAGGGGACCGCCUGGCAUGCCGGGAAAACCGGGGGAGAAAGGGGAUAGCGGAGACCGGGGUGAAUCUGGAGUGCUGACCAACUCGGAGUUUGGUUCAGUGAUCGUGCAGGGCGAGCCGGGACCACCUGGGCCUGCAGGACCGGCCGGGCCGCCCGGACCGCGCGGGACCCCCGGCAUACCCGGGCCGAGAGGACCGAAGGGCAGCGGCGGUACCAUGGACAAAGUCGUACUGGAAAGACUGGGCUGCGUGGACCGCAUCCUGAAGUCGGUAGGGGGCGCUGAGACCGUGCUGAAGAACGGGGCGUACUGGGGCGCGUGGAUGACGGACCCACAGCAGUCACGUGACGACCAGGGAGACAAGUUUUGGAUCAUGCCGCAUUUUGAAGGUUUGCACGUGGAAGGAUACAAGACCCUCGACGAUGUGAAGUGGCGACGCGACCCCACCUCGUACGAACUGCCGAAUUACUACGAGGGCACGGGUCACGUGGUCUACAACGGCUCUCUGUACUACCACGCGGCCGGGUCUCGAACCAUCGUCAAGUACGAUCUCAACUCUCGCAAAGUCUCGGCGACCACCAACAUCCCCAAACUUGGCUACCGCAGCCCUAAGUACCUGUACAAGUACGACUACUCGUACGUGGACCUGGCCGUUGACGAGCACGGCGUGUGGGUGAUCUACGCCAGCCCGGAGAGCGACGGCAACAUCGUGGUCGCGCUGCUGGACGCCAAGACGCUCCGCGUGGUGAGAACGGUCAUGACGAACCGCAUGAAGAACUCGGCGGGCGAGGCGUUCGUCACGUGCGGCGUGCUGUACGCCACGCGCAGCCCGUACGAGGCCGACACCCUGGUGGACUACGCCUACGACCUGUUCACCGAGACGGAGCUGAACGUCGGGGUGCCCUUCCAGACCGCGCACGGCAUGCUAGUCAUGCUGUCCUACAACCCGCGGGAGAGGGUCCUGUACGGAUGGGAUAAAGGCUAUCUCGUCAGAUAUCCACUCAACUUCUGAACACGUUCCCUGGGUGCCAGACAAGUUUACGGGCCGCUAACCGUUUCCAUCGGCAGCCAGAAGCCCUUCGCCCGCAGACCUAAAUUACCGCUGCGGUGGAAUUGAGCCCGUGGGGAGUAUUCGGCCCUUGUAGGGCCAGCCAAACUCCCCCCGGGGUAGACUCCCCCGUAGCGGUAAUUUAGACCAGCGGGCGAAUGGAAGGGCUCUUGCGGCCCGGAAAACUUCCAGACUAGGGUACUGAAUACGGCCGGGACUUGUUCAAAUUCAGGACCUCUUCAAAUUCGUGACACAAAAAAAAACGACCCACGGGAAAAAUGUCAUGUACGGCUGGGAUACAUGUAAGGAUCAUAUUUCGUCAGAUAUCCUCUCAACUUCUGACAAUAAGAACUUAGUAAGGUCAAACUACUUUUAAGUUAAGGAUCUGUUCAAAAUUACGACCGUUAUCAAAAGUUUAAGAAGAAACGAGCCAUGACGAAAAGUCUUGUAUGACUGGAAUAAGGACUAUCUCGUCAAAUAUCUACCCAACUUAAUAAAAGCAGUUGCAGAUCCAAGUACAAAGAAUCGCAUGAG